AUGCAGCUGCUGCUGUUUCUGAUGCUGCUGCUCGUGGCUCCGGUUCGACCAAGUGUGGAUGCUGGCGACCCACAAGGAGAUCAGAUUCCCGGACUCUACGAUCAGUGUGCCGCCGUGGCGAAGCUCCACGCUGACAACUUUGAUCACACAGUCAUCGGCUCCCGCCAGCCCUGGCUCAUCGAGUUUUACCUCAGCUGGUGUGGCGGGUGCAUCGAAUACAGCCCCACCUUCAAAGGCAUUGCUGGUAACUUGAGCACAUGGGGCGAAGUUAUUGCCGUGGGUGCCGUCAACUGCGCUGCUGACAACAACAAGGACCUUUGCGCCCGUUACCAAGUCACGGAUUACCCUACGCUCAAGGUCUUGAUCGAGUCGGACACACUUGAUAUAGCAGCAGAGGGUGUGUUUCCCGUGCUCAAGAGCAUCGCGUCCUACAUGACCAUUCCAACUGAGGCCAGAAAUCAACCCAAGAGUGCCCUUCGUGGGGCAACACACAUCACGGUGACCGGGGAUGCCCAACCUGAACUAGUAGACCUCGUCACGCUUGGCCUUCAAGCCUUGCGGCCGUCGACAUCCAUCACACAGACCCGUGGCGCCGGACCUGCCAGCGUUCUCGUUACCACCACCGAUGCUGGGCGAGACCGGGCGCAUCGACUCUCCUGCGAUGCAGAGUCGGAGGAAAGUUGCUAUUUCCGUCUGCUGCGAGACGUGUAUACCCUCCUUGGUGAGCAAGUGCAGUGCGUAUUUGUGUGUGUGUGUGUGUGUGUGUGUGUGUGUGUGUGUGUGUGUGUGUGUGUGUGUGUGUGUGUGUGUGUCCGUGCGCGGGAGCUACUGCGACCAGAACGUGACAUUGCCAACCCUGCCCCUUUGCAAUUUAGUCCUGCUGCAGACUGCGAUUAUGCGCUUGACAUCCGGUCUGCAUUGGCGUAUCUUCUCAACCAUGAGGUGCCUGGCCAUGGUCUCCUGACCGGGGCGAAAUUUGUUCACUUUCGCGCAUUCCUCAGCGCUGUAUCCAUGACUGUGAAUACGGGAGUUUUACAACCUCACCUGGACGGCCUUGUUGGGUACUUAUGGACCAAGGACAGCGUGGACUUGCGCAAAGUCUCCCAUGGCUUCAAGGGCCAGCCCAUUGAAUGGUACCAUUGCCGCGGCAGUAGCCCUCAAUAUCGCGGCGCACCGGCCGCAACAGACCUCAUGGACAGCAUUCGCAACUACAUCAUCAACUUUUUUGGGUGUCGCAAUUGCGCCGAACACUUUGCACACCUCUCGCUAACGGCCAAGACAGACAUUCUCAUUGACAACGAGGGCCCGUACGCUGUUGCUCUGUGGCUGCACCGAGCGCACAACAAGGUCAACGCGCGCCUCGCUGGGUGA
Molecule: messenger RNA, 1371 nt
Organism: Monosiga brevicollis MX1
Lineage: Eukaryota; Choanoflagellata; Craspedida; Salpingoecidae
Exons: 10
Coding region: 1-1371 (456 amino acids)
Biological process (GO): protein folding
Cellular component (GO): Golgi membrane
Molecular function (GO): flavin-dependent sulfhydryl oxidase activity; protein disulfide isomerase activity
Source: RefSeq, a predicted model, not a curated record